Molecule: messenger RNA, 1178 nt
Organism: Trifolium pratense (red clover)
Lineage: Eukaryota; Viridiplantae; Streptophyta; Magnoliopsida; Fabales; Fabaceae
Product: serpin-ZX-like
Exons: 1
Coding region: 1-1158 (385 amino acids)
Molecular function (GO): serine-type endopeptidase inhibitor activity
Source: RefSeq, a predicted model, not a curated record
AUGGCUCUCCGUGAAUCAAUCUCCAACCAAACUAAGGUUUCCCUCCGCAUGGCCAAACAUCUGUUCUUGAAAGAAUCACAAAAGAACAUUGUGUUUUCGCCACAAUCAAUGCAAGUUGUGCUCAGCCUCAUCGCUGCUGGCUCUGAGGGUGCCACAAAACAACAGCUUCUCGACUUCCUCCAGUUCAAAUCUACCGAAGAUCUCAACUCCUUCGCCUCUUAUCUCGUUUCCUCUGCACUCAAUGACGCUUCUCUUAUAGGUGGCCCUCGCCUCUCUUUCGUGAAUGGUGUGUGGGUUGAACAAACCCUUCCUCUUCUACCUUCCUUCAAACAAAUCGCGUCGACUGAUUAUAAAGCCAAUUUGGCUUCCGUUGAUUUCCUACACAAGGCUGAUGAAGUGGCUAAUGAAGUGAAUUUAUGGGUUGAAAGAAAGACAAAUGACCUUAUUAAAGAACUUCUUCCUUCAGGAUUGGUUGAUAGCUACACUUGCCUCAUAUUUGCUAAUGCACUAUACUUUAAAGGAGAAUGGGAUUCCAAGUUUGAUGUUUCAAAAACAAAAGACUACGAUUUUCAUCUUCCAGAUGGAAGUGCAGUCAAGGUUCCUUUCAUGAUUAGCAAGAAGCAGCAGCUUAUUGAAUAUUUUGAUGGUUAUAAAGUUCUUCAUCUUCCCUAUAAGAAAGGUAAAGAUAAUCGUCAAUUUUCUAUGCAUUUUUACCUUCCAAAUGCAAAAGAUGGAUUGUCAGCUUUAGUUGAGAAUGUGACUUCUAGGCCUAGUUUACUACACCCCAACUUUCGUCUUUCUCAAAACGAAGUAGGUGACUUUAGAAUUCCAAAGUUCGAUAUUUCAUUUGGGCUUGAAACUACUGAUAUGCUUAAGAAGCUAGGAGUGAAUUUACCAUUCUUUCCCGGAGGUUUGACAAAAAUGGUGGACUCUCAUGUGGGUCAAAGACUUUUUGUUUCUCACACAUUUCACAAGUCUUUCAUCAAAAUAGAUGAAGACGGCAGUGAAGCUGCUGCAGCUAGUGUUGCAUUCAUGUCCAAGGGCAUUCCAAGUAGACUAGACUUUGUAGCUGACCACCCAUUCUUAUUUCUAAUUCGAGACGAUAUGACAGGAACAGUUCUCUUUAUUGGGCAAGUGCUCAAUCCUCUUGAUAUGUGAUCUUAGCGGCUGUCGAUAAA